AAAUAUUACAAUGAUAACAUGAGGCAGUAUUAACAUCUAAACCGGCUGAUCAACAACUAAAGCUUUGAAACGAAUAAAAAUGUACACAAAAGUAUUUAUAAAAUUAUCAAUAUUCUACACCAUAAUGUCAAUAACACAGGCCGCCACGCUUGAUUUAUGCGUAACCAAACGUGAGAAUUCAAAUACAAAUGUCCAAUAUCCAGACGAUAAUGAAAUCAAUACAAAUCGUCUCUUAUUGAGAGACUGUCCCUCAUACCCUUUUAUCGAUAAUGCUGUUGAUCAUAUACGCUCUUUCAUAAUUGAUAAAUUGGAUUUGGUUCAUUUGGAAUGGCAUAUAUUGCAGGCAACUUAUACUGAUAAAGGUUUACUAUUCGAAAUGUCUUCGAGGGAAGAUGUUAAAGAAAUUUUAGAUCAAUUCGCAGUGAAAUUGCGUAAUAAAGAAUGUGUUUUGAAAACAACAUUAAAGCAAUUCUUUCCCAUGGAAAUACAUUGAAACUUUAUCAUUGAAAUAUUUAUUAUUUUAAAUUUAAGUACAUUUUUUGUAAAUUACAAUAUUUUAAGUAAAAUACAUGUUUUUAAUAAUGCAAAAAAA
Calliphora vicina (urban bluebottle blowfly) is the source of this 592-nucleotide messenger RNA. RefSeq lists its product as uncharacterized. NCBI's taxonomy places the organism in Eukaryota, Metazoa, Arthropoda, Insecta, Diptera, Calliphoridae. The coding region runs from base 80 to 493 and encodes 137 amino acids. The record is from RefSeq and is a predicted model, not a curated record. The transcript is spliced from 2 exons.